Glycine soja is the source of this 1070-nucleotide messenger RNA. RefSeq names its product ethylene-responsive transcription factor 12-like. The transcript has a single exon. Gene Ontology annotation, biological process: regulation of DNA-templated transcription. Gene Ontology annotation, molecular function: DNA-binding transcription factor activity; DNA binding. NCBI's taxonomy places the organism in Eukaryota, Viridiplantae, Streptophyta, Magnoliopsida, Fabales, Fabaceae. The record is from RefSeq and is a predicted model, not a curated record. Bases 177 to 695 code for a protein of 172 amino acids.
GAGCGUGGUGUGGUGGUGCCGGCCAGCCGACAAUCACGGGAGGUUAUGUGGGUCCCUCCACUUUUAUAUACAUAACAACAACAACACACAUACUAGUCAUUUGUUGUUGUGUUCUCCUUUCAUUAAGGUUGUGUUGUGUUUGUUGGGCUUCGUUACUGUACUUUGGUUUCAUUAUUAUGGCGCCGUCUUCUUCAGCUUCUGCUUCUCGUGAGGGACACUACAGAGGGGUUAGGAAGCGACCAUGGGGACGCUACGCCGCAGAAAUAAGAGACCCAUGGAAGAAGACACGUGUCUGGCUGGGCACAUUCGAUACUCCCGAGGAGGCCGCCCUCGCCUACGAUGGCGCCGCCCGCUCCCUCCGCGGUGCCAAGGCCAAGACCAACUUCCCUCCGGCGCCGCCCCUCUGCCUCGACCUCAACGUCCCUUCCUCCGAUCACCGCUGGCCCCACCACGUCCCCCCCCGCAGCCUCGUCCUCAGCGACUUCCUCCACACCGCCGUUCUCAGAGAUAUCGACCCGCCCCAACAACCUUUCCCACCCGCCGCCGCAGUAGCUCACCGAAAUCCCCACGGCGGAGCUAUGCCCGUUGGCGGCGGGGUUCAGGUGAUGGAGGGUUCUCCAACGGCGUCGUUUUUGGGGUUCGUUAGGCGCGGCAUCCCCAUCGACUUGAACGAACCUCCACCCAUGUGGCUAUGAACGAAUGAAAGCCCUGACUAGGUUUCUUACGGCGUCGUUUUACGUUCAGUAGUAGUAUCUAAUUUAUCCACUAUUUUCUCUUAAUAUAUGCUUAGGUUUUACUAUUAGCGUUGUACGUUGAUCGUAGAGGGAGUGGUAUCUAUCUGUCCAUGUGAGUCUAUCUAACACUAGGUAAAUGAAGGGAAAAAAGAACAGCUAUGAUAUUUUGUAUAUAAAGUACAUUUAUUUAUUUUUCCUUAUCAAUGCCUCUAGGAAUUUAUGUAUGGUUGCGUUAUGUUGGAAUGCGAAGCGAGCGUGUGGGUAUGAGCAUGAUGGCAUUCCUUUUCUAGUCAGACCUCUGCUUCCUAUCAUUUUUGCAGCCUAUAAGUUCCACAA